Messenger RNA from Equus caballus (horse), 9614 nucleotides. The record is from RefSeq and is a predicted model, not a curated record. Lineage: Eukaryota; Metazoa; Chordata; Mammalia; Perissodactyla; Equidae.
CCCAACCCCCGCGCCUUGAACAUGCGCAGAAUCAUCGCUGUUCGCCGCUCUCCCUUCGCUUCCUCCGUCGCAGUCCUGUUUCUUUUCUUGCGCGUGCGUUCAGCUCCUUUGCUCAGCCGCGGAGGUGGAGGGACCACGAGGACUGCGGGCCCUAGGGUCCACAGAUGACAUAUCAGUCGAUAGGCAUGCAUUUACUGUUCGAGGGAAACAAAUAAGGGUGCAGCUUAGGCGAAAAGAAAAUCGUCUUAUUGCCAGUGUCUAAACUCCUAACGACGGAAUGUGUCUCUGAGACUAUGAGUGUGGAUACACGUGUACUUAAAACAGCCCCGCCUGUGUGCAGAGCUCUUGCUGUACGUCAACGCUUUACAGGAGCUAUCGCACUUAAGCCUCAGAACAACUUGAUGAGGUCUGUGAAGUGUCAGACCUCAAGAUGGACAACUGUUUAAUUAGAUACAGCAUCUAGUGUACUACUGAAAUCAUAAUAAGCCUAUACUACAUUACUGAAACUUCUUGGCCUAUUUCUAACAGGCUUAUUUAUGUGCAUUCUUAUUCUAUCCCGGAUUGGAAUCAGAAAAUUGGACAGUGUUGCAGGUACUCAUUGAUGCAGGCCUACCAGCAGCCACAAAAGUGAGAACUGGUAAGUAAAAGUCCUUCUUCACGGGAAUAAUGAUAGGUGUUUUAAAAACUUGGAAUCAAGUACACUUUUCAUGAGCACAGUAAAAAAAUGAUUCAUGAACUAAAUAACAGGACAUAGUGGUCAAUUCAGAAAUACAUUUCAAAUUAAAUAGAAACCUCUAUGAAUAAUCUAUAUUUGUUGACAGCAUCCAAUUUUAGCAGAGGUUUUAAUAAAUCAUGAAUAAUCAUCAAGGUUACUGCUCCUCAAACUUUCACAAAAGUGUGGAUAAUAGCAGAGAAGAAUGAAUAAUUGCCCUAGAAGCUUGGUUCCAAGCUAGGAUUUUCUUUAGUUUCAUGUUUUGUCUUACAUUUAAUAUAAAUGUUGCAUUAUAUAUCAUAAUAGUCCUAUGUUUAGUAUGAAUAUAAUGCUUAUAAACUUUUUCAAAAUAUCUGAGUAGAAUUGAUAUCUAAGAAGAUGCUUCGUGUUUAUUCAGUGCCUUUUAACACCGUGGCAUAGCACAAAUUUCUCUUGCCCUAAGCUGGACUUUUAGAGGCAAGGUUCUAGGCUGUUUCAUGAUUGUAUAAUAUGUUCCUUUUCAGUUUUCUCUUCUACAGUUUAGCCAAGGCUAUUUAUAGUAGUGUAUGGCAGGGAGUAGAUUAAUUGAUGCUUACCCACUUUGAACCUGAGAGUGUCACAGAGUGAAAAUUCAGUAUCAUUGCCAACAGAAUACACUACAAGAAAUGUUGAAGAAAGAGCUUCAGACAGAAGGGAAAUGAUACCAUUUGGAAAUACAGAUCUACACAAAGGAAUGAUGAGCCCUGGAAAAGUUUACAAAAUGGGAAAACUGUGCCUCACAAAGCAGUAACUUUUUGAAGAUGACAGAAUUUUGUCCCUAUGAUGCACAACUCCAGAGAGCACCAUUUACAUUGUAUGCAUGUAAAUGGAAUUUCCUGAAGCAGUUAAGAGGCUACAGGAUCAGCUGUCCCUGCUCUGAGCUAAGGCAAGCCCCUCUACUUGUGCCCCGGAUCCCAUCUUUUCUUGUAGAGUCAAGGAUUGCGUUCUUGAUUGGUUCCUGGAAGUGGAACUACUGUAUCAAAGAUUUGGAUGUUUUUAAGACCCCAGAAAGUGAUUCUCAUCCAAAACAUAGCAGCAACGUGUCAUGGAAAAACACUGGACUGGGAGAAUCAGCUCUCGUCUCAACUCUUCCAUUAAAUGAAAGAUUUGAGCUUUUGGAAACCACUUUAACUCUUUGGACCUCAGUUUCGUCAGCUUCAUCGGUCUGCUAUGCCAAAAUGCCAGAAAAUGAACCUCAGUUUCUUGGUGAUAAUAAAGUGAACUGGCUUCCAGCAGAGAGAGAUCACGGCUUCUGUGACGGACUCCUGUACUUCUCCCUUCUCCAACUCCCUUCUCCACUGGCCAGUGCAGUCACCUUGCUCAGCCCUCUGGCCUCGCCUGGAAAACGUCCUCAUCAAUUCAGCUGGCUACCCCACUUGGCUACAGAGUACUAAAGAAGAGGCUGAACUUGAUCCUGCUGCCCUUGCAUACACAACACUCCCAUUGACUCUAGAGAAGACGUAAGUGCAUGAAAGGAUUCCAGGAUCAAAAGGUUAGCUCUACGGGGAGCUGUGUCUGGCUCAAGCAAUCCAUUUUUUUUUCCUAUUGACAGUGAAAACGUUUUAUAGUUCUUUUUCAAAGUUUUUCAAACUUUUACAAAAACAGGCUACUUGUGAAAAACUGAGAAGGCAUCUAAUUGAACUAUAUCCAGAGGAGAUCAUGGCAAAGACCAACAGGGAAGAAAACAUUUCUAAAUCACAGUGAUAUUGGUCACAUCAUUUGUAUUUUAAAAAUAAAGUAUUUGAGGCACAAGCAGAGAGAAAUUUUCAUUAGGCAACCUGGUUGGGCUAUGUACCAGAAUGUGAGAUAAACUAAAACACAAAGCUCAUGAGUUUUUAUCUUUGUCUGCUAAUGACAUCGGUGGCAGGAUUAUAUAAACUUUGCAUUUUAUGGAAUCUGUGAAAUAGGAAAAAGAAUACAUGCUAUAUCUAAAUGAAGAGAUGUGCAGAUGCUUAACCAAUAUUUAAUUCAUUGCUGAGGAAAUAAAUGCCUUAAAAUAUUUUAAAAAGAGAAAUUGCCUUGAGAAUAAUUAACAAGCAGAGUAGUAAUAACAUUUUUGAAGAAAGUGAGAUACGAGUCUAUAUGUUAUACUUCUCAAUUUUCUCCAUUCAUUGGAGCUCCUUAGUGAAUCUAAGCAUUCAUUCAUUCACUUAUCAAACUUUUUUUUGUACACUUACAAUGCGCCCAAUGUUAACCUAAUAGUUUUCCAAAACUUCAAUUGAGCAAGUAUAUAAGGAAGUGGAUUACAGUUAAUAAAACAGGACCCACAACUGGGGUUGGGGGAGGGGGCUGUAUGUCUCAAGUGUUUUGCAUCACUCUUCAUUAGGAAAUUUGCCUCAAGAAUUUCUCUGGCUUCACCUGGAACGUACACAUCUUGAUUGGCAAGUGGCUUCUGUGAUCCUACUCCUAGGAGUAGCUAAUGUAAUGUUUUUCUUCAUAUAUGUACUAGGACAGAGAAUGCUGUGUUGAACUAACUUGAAAAGCAUGUUUUAUAAUCAGAAAACUGAUUUAAUGUCAUUAGAGUUUUGAUCUUAAGCAUUUUCUAUUGUAUGAGCAAUGGAAAGGCUUGGUGAGGAGCUUGUCGAAACAGUUCUCUUGCAUUUUCACAUAAUUGGGCUCGACAGUUUUCUGCCAUUGCACAGGAUAACUGCAGUUGAUGGUGUUUAUGUUUUUACUUAAGGGCCAUUGAAUUGUAUUAGAAAUUUCAUAGUACACUCUUGUAAUCCUGUAAGUCAUUUUUGAGUUGCAUGAUUGAAAGUGAAUAAUACUCAUGCAGUUAAAGCUUUUUGUGUGCGUGUAGUUUUAGAAACAACCAGUCCACAGAGAAUAGAGCUCAUGAAAGAAAUGAAAAUACAUGCUCAUCCCCUCCCACUCUUUGUUGUCUCGGCUUAUUCAGAUCUGGUGAAAACAUUAAGCCACUUAACCUAAGUGGUAUUGGAUAGCUAAUUUAUUCAGCUUCUGGAAGGUACCAGGUUAGUGCUUGCAGAGGCAGCAUUUUAAAUUUUGGGGAGAGGGGGUUCUAGCAAACUCUUCCAGUUAGCAUGUGUCCAAAGGCCCGCAGAAAUAAGGUACUUCUUUUUUCAAUGACCUUAGCUUUUCUUGGGAAUUUUUAGAUGUUUUAUGGGUUACGUUCUUAUUUGGUGGUUAAGAUGGCUUGCUGAAAUGGAUCUAGAAAGACUCAGGGCAUUGACUGAUUGAAAAAGAGUUAUUGAGUGGGCACUCAGGGAGAAAAUCAAGGAGAUGUGACAAGGAGCAGUUUCUCUUUCUGGCUCCCAGAUCUCUCUUUUAGCCAAUUAAAAUUAAGGUCUGCCGUUUUCCUAUUUGUGUCAUUCAGGCCAUUGUUUCCAGAAGGGGCUUGCUAGAAUUCAAAGAUGUUCCUUUGGGGCAUUAGCAUAUCGGUUUAGAUGAGUUUGUUAGACUAACUAAGCAGUUACCUAUGGAACUAAGAAAGAAGCGUCUAGGAGGAGUUAGGGCAUAGACAUUCAGAUGUUAACAGAAAAAGAAGUUGGAGGAAGAAAGAUCCUGGGAAUAUAAUAACAUCUGCAGAAGGUAGCCCAGGGGUAGUCACAUAGCAUGGAAUUUUGGCAGCUUGACUUAGCAUAAACAUCCCAGAAUGAUGGUUUUGUUGGGGAUGGGGAUGAUGGAAACAAUAGAGUACCUCCUGUAAAGAGAGUUUAGGUAUUGCUGAAGACAAAUGUAACCUCUUUCAUUUGGAGUUUGGUCUUUACAGUAGCUCUUCAUGGGAGAUUAGAAGGCCUUAGCCUAUAUAUGGGAAAAGGCUUUCUCUCAAGUCUUCACUCUGCUUGAUCAAGGCUGCUUGGGUUGGGGUGCUGGGUCAAGAGAAGUUCUGAAGCCGAUUCCAGACUUAGAGGAAAGAAUUUCACCAUUUAAUGAUUCCUGCCAUGGUCCAAUGGGAAGGAGUGAUCAUUGCAGCUUUAGACUCUGCUGCAUUUUUGAGGAUUUGGUGUAUCAGCAAUGGCAGUGAUGACUCAGUCCCCAGUCCUCACAAGUGUGUGAAGAACUUGGGACAUCCAGCUAAUGAAUCUACAAGAGUUCCAAGCAGCCUUGAUGGGCUUCAGCAUUCUCCUUAGAUAUUUGUGUUAACCUGGAAAAUUGCUUCUUGAAGAGAAAAGGAAGUGAUAUUUUUAGAAUUGGAUCAGCAUUUCCAGCACAUCUACUGAUGGGCUAGCUCCUCAGUGUUUACAUGGCAACAGGAUAAACUAUUAUUAGUACUGCUCACAUCGUGGUACAAUAUCAGAAUGUUUUUGGCUGUGGUAGACCAGCUAUACAGAUGAGAAAGUUGAGUGCAUUGAUUUAUUGAAAUUACCUUUGACACUUUAGCUGUGAUUUAUUCUCAGUUUCUUUUCUGAUGUCAGACUGUGAAUUCUCAUGUCCUUGAGAGAGGAUUUCUGAAGACAAUAAAGCAUUGAAUCAUAUUUAGUGCAAUUAGUUUUUCUUGAAUGCUUGCUAUGUUUCUGACACUGCUGAGAACUGUGGGGGAUACAAAUGAAAGAGGAAAUGCAUGGUUUCUACCCUCAAAUAACUUAUAAUUUAUUACGAGAGACAAGGCAUUCCUGAACCUGUUAAAUUAUAAGAUAGGCAGUAUAUGAUACGUGAUACUUACAAUGAUUUAGUAGUUUAGAGAAAGGAAGGAACAGUGGGAUUAUUUAAAGAGCUAAAACACCUAUAGUCUGCUUCUCUUACUUCUGUGCUUGAGGACUCCGAAACCCUAUGAGAAAGGGUAUAGGGAGAAUGGAAGACGGCUUACUCAUCUCUUACUUACUCGUUCCUGCAUGUUGCUCCUGUAUAGUCAGUGUCUAUGGAAAUUUGGAGACUGAUGGGAAAAUUAUUUUCAGAAAUGGAAGUGAAGGCAGUGGUGGGAGAGUAUUAUCCAACUGUAGCUCUUGACUUCUGUCCAUCUGCCCAGAGCUGAGUGUACAUAUGUACUUUUCUAGCUACUGCAGUCCAUUUCUGGAUGGCCACAGAUGUGUCUGAGGUCACAGGGACUCACCUUCGUUUCUUUUUUUUCAGAUGAGUCCCAGUCAAAUAGCUUUCAGGCAGCGAGAAACAGAGCCAUAUUUAGAUUCCCCCUUUUUUCUUCACUGAUUCUUCCUUUCUCUGACCUUCCUGCCCCAUUUCUUAUUUUUUUACUGAUCUCUCUCUCUCCCUUCCUCCCAGCAGUACAUAUACUUUUUUCUAGUAUUCCUAGUUUCUUUCCCAGAGCUAUUAAUGGCUUUUUACACACUAUUGUCUCUAAGUCUUAAGAAGGAAAAAGAGAAUGAAAAAACUGUUGCCAAACAAGACCCUUCCCUUCAUUCUGUGUUUGGGAAGCCACCUCCUGGAAUAUAGCUCUUGAAGUUAUUUGAAUUAUAUUUGUUGUUCUCUACACAUCCCAGUGUGCUCAAGAUAUUCCAUAAAGGUUAGCGAGAGCAGUAACAGUCACCUGUCUUAUGCAAGAUGUUCUGGGCUUCAUCCUAGAUAGGUGGUGCUUUGCUGUAUCUCUCUCAUUCACUCCUUUACUCACUCACUCCUUCACUAAAUAAAGAGGUAAGCUGAAGCCAGAUCCCAUUAGGUCUUCCAGGCCAUAAUGAAGGGUUUAGUUUUGACUCUAAAAACUGUGGGAGACUGGGGGACUGAUACAGUCUGAUGUGUGUUUUUAAAAGUUCUCUCUGGCUGCAGUGUGAGAAUGGAUGAGAGAGGUCAAGGGCAGGAGCAGGAGAUCAGUUAGAGAGACUAUUGCAGAAUUCUAGGGUAGAGAUAAUGAUGGCUUAGACUAGGGUACUUGAAGUGGAAAUGGACCAAUUCUUGCCAAAAUAUGUAUUUGUAGGCCAAAUCUUAUUUCUUAUACUAGUGUAGCCUUCAUUUAGGACUGGGAGCUGGCUUUAGCACUCAUGUGCUUAGGUUAGUGUCUGAGCAGCUGGUUCAGAAUGCUAAAAGCCAGGCCUCAUUGGAUCACCUUAUCGGAUCAGAUGUAAUCCUGGCCCACUAGCCAUCCGUGCUUGUUGUUGUGGCAUGAUGCUGCUCAGAAUGUUUGUUUGACAACUCGAGUUUUGUUCCACCUUAUAUUCUGCUGACUUAAAAUAUUUUUAAAUAAAAAAGAGAUCUGAUGGUUUAAUAAAUUGCAAAUUCUUUAUCCACCACUUCCAACUUUGUUUGCAUUGUCAUAUAAGGUAUUUCAUUAAGUCAUUCUGUUGAAUUGAGAAUUUUAAUAUCUUGGGCAUAAGGAUGUCAAUGUUGCUUUGGAAAACACCAUGUCAGAAAGCACUGGACAUGGCAGGGUUCAUUUCCAAAGAUAUUUGCUAAGGGCUGAGUGUGUGCAAGAUAAUCAAAAAGAUGUGGUCUCUGCCUCCAAGAAGCUGAGAGGAAGGGAAAGUAACAAAAAUCACUGAGUAUCUUGAGUGCUAGCCUUUUACAUCCACAACUCAUUCAACCUUUGCAAUGCCUCUGAGGUGGAUGCUCUUCUUACCCCUAUUUUGUGAUGAAGAAAGGAGCACCAUCAUCUGUCUUGGGUCACACUGCUGUUCUGUCCAAAGCCCAUGGUCUCUCCACUUUACACUCUAGGUGCCACCUCACAAGAUGUCCGAUGUCUUCUGUUUGAAUACUGCCCCUGCCCCUUUACAGCUGCAAGAUCUUGGAGAAAAUGUCUUAAUCUUUCGGAGCCUCAGUUUCCUUAUCUAUAACAUAUGGAUAAUAGUAUUAAUCCCAGAAAGGUAUGGAUGACGUGUGUAUGAAAGUUCCUGGCACACAGUAGCCAGCAGCUAAAGUUUGUGUUUCCUUUCUUUUGUGAAGCAGCAGUAUGGCAAGGAAUCUGUGAUGUGACUUUGCUGUGGAGCCCUAAGCAAGCAUGGCAAGGCAUUGUUUUAAUCAACCUCACAACUGUCAGAAUAGCCUAUGUUAUGCAUUUGGGCUUAGGGAUAGGAGAGGGCUGCAAGAUUGUUGGGUUUGUUUGUGGGAUAUCUGUGUCUGAGAAGAGAGGCAUUCUCAGGCUCCCUGGCCAAUUUCACUCAAUUCAGGUAGCAAUAGGCAAGGAAAGAGGCAGUUGUGUAGACCUGUAAAUGAAGGCCUCAGAUCCUCAGGGGUCAAUUUUGUGUGUCCUUGUGAGCCAAAAUUAAUGGAUAUUUCCCUUUUAAGGAUCACGUCUACAGGCAAUAUCCAAUGGAAUAAAGGGGCCUUACACUAUCUUUUUCUGAGGGAUCAUAUUUAUUUGCUCAAUCCUUGAUGAGAACCAAUUUGCCUUCAUUGAAACUAGACCUGUAAGCUUUGAUGAACUGACAGGAGGGAAAAUAACCACAACAACCACCUUCCAGUCUGUGUCAGGCUCUUAAAAAUAAUGCCUGGGACAAUAGUACUGCUAGUUUUUCUACAAAGUGGCCCAUUAUACGCACAUGAGGAAGAUAAGAAACUACCACUCUGGGUGAAAAAAAAAGGCCAAAAGGCUAAUCUUAAUUAUUGAACUGUUGAUCUCCCAAGUUUUUUAGAAUGGAUUGUGGAGGCGACAUUUGGGGGAGAUUCUCAGUCUCACUGUGGUUUAUUAAAAUCAUCAAAACAUGGAUGAUUGCUGGAACUUUCGUCUUCUUCCCUUACUCUCUGUCUGCUUUGAACCAAAUCUUGUCUGAUAGAGAUGGGGGCACCCAGAGACCUUGUCAGGCUCAUCAAAUGUCCUCUCAGCUCUUGGCUUGCUUCUCUUUCAAUUCUGUUUUCCUGUAAUACUAUCUAUUCCACACCAGCAGCCAGUCUCCAGCAAUCUAAUGAAGGCUCUGCAAGGGGUACUACCAGUGUGUUCACAUGAUCAUGUGUGUUUCUAAAUUUUGCAAAAGCAAGAUGGUUUAAAUGCAAUUACUCAAGAUCACCCCUUGCUACUCUGACUUCUUCUCUGUCACGAUUUGUCAGCUGGCAUCUGAGUGAUGGGCGUGUUUUGGGUCUGGCUAAGAGGAAGUUGAACUGGGAUCUGUGUAGUUUAGUGGGAUAUUUUUAUGUAGCUUGCAGUCCCUUUCAUGGCCAUCUGGGUGAGGAAUGGCUUCUAGGAAUACUCCUACCACCCACAGGAUGACUCACCCAGUGUGGAUGGUGAGCAAGGGCGAGGGCUGGUGGUCUUAAGGAUAUGAGCCAAUACUAUGGCACUGGAAGUUCAGGGGUAGUGGAGGGCAAAAAGGUUUGAAGCAAGGUUUGAGAAGCUUGACUGGAAAAUUCGUACCUUCGGAGACAUAGAAUUGUGAGAAGAUUGAUACCUAGCCACAUAUAUUCUCCCCUGUCUGGAAUACAUUUUAUAAUACCGAGUAUACAAUUAUAAACUCACAUAUAUAAGUAUAUAUAUUUUUUUCAUGUAAGUAGCAUGGAAUAGAUUUGAUCAGAAUUCUUGUGUUUGUAGGGCACAGCCUGUUGGCAGUACAGCAAGAAUGUCUGUGUGAGAAAUUGCAAGUUUUGUGCAUCCCAUUCUGGAUCUCAUCUUAUUGUGUCUGUUGCAUCUUGUUCCGACAAGCUUGGUGGUUUUAGAGGAAAGGAUCUGCAAAAUUGCCACCAAAGAAAGAGAAACGCCCUGAGAAAUAAGUGUUCUGGUGACAAAAAUCUCACAUAUAUUCAUUAAUAAGUCACAGUAUGCAGUGCAAGAGGAAUUCAGUUAUUCAAUUAUGUAGCUCAGUGCAAUGUAGGAACAUCUGAAUUGUUCUUGUGGAUGCCUUAUUUCAGGUUAAUUUGUAUGUUUGGAUUUUUUUUCAGAAUUAUGGUUCAUACUGAAAUACAGAUGUGAAAGGAAGGAUGUAUCUCUAUUGAAAGCCAAAAGUGUAAAUCGAAAGAACAUAUUUGUGAUAUUUGUCACCUUUUAAAAAAUUUGUAAUACCUGUAAUUUCUUUCCUCAUUCUCAAUAAAUAUUCAUUUUCGUAUCUAA